GUUGUUGUUGCUGUUGUUGUUGUUAUUAUUAUUAUUAUUCUUAUUCUUAUUCUAUCCAUCCAAAACGGAGGUGUGUUACUGUAUUUUCAUAUUCUCUGUGACCCGUGGGACGUGAAAAUACGCCGUUUACCAAGGUGGUGUAGAUCGACGAAUUAUGUCAGUGUUUAGCAAUAGUGACGACAGAAUUCUCCUCGAGGAAAUCGUUGAAGCGGUAGACGAACAGGAAGCCGAACUCUGCAGCAGCAGCGAGGGGGCGGACGAGGGAUCGGUAGCGACGAACGUGAUUGUCGGGGACCAUCCCGACCUCCAGGAAUCCAACGACGGACAGGUUAUAAACAGUCUAAACGGUCACAACGGGAACGGCGUCGUUGGUCGAACUACGCCAAGAAGCCACAUGGAGCAAGAGAAGAGAAUGAGGCGUGAAAUCGCCAACAGCAACGAGCGACGACGAAUGCAGAGUAUCAACGCAGGAUUUCAAUCCCUCAGGACGCUUCUUCCCCAUCACGAAGGCGAGAAACUCUCCAAGGCGGCGAUAUUGCAGCAAACGGCCGAAUACAUUUAUCAGUUGGAGCAGGAGAAGACGCAGCUGUUAUCGCAAAAUUGUCAACUCAAGCGAUUGGUGAACCAGCAUGAAGGAGGCGAUGUACCAAUCAAAAAACGCAAGGCCGACAACCAAGCAGUCGUUGUUAGCUUACCAAUGCAUGUUAACGAGAGCGGGGAUGAAGGAUUAGGGAGUAUGUCUCCUGAGCCAUUAUCUGUAAUUACUGUCUCUGCGGAUGCACAUUCGGUAUCAAGCAGUGACGUUUCCGAGCUGAGACGACAGUUGGAAAGAGAACGUCGUGCGAGGGUACGCGUCGAGGAACAGAUGAGGGCUCUUCAAAGUCAAAUUUAUCCUGAAAGAUUUAGGGAUAAUCAACUUAUCGCUUAUCAACCACACGAGGUGAUCGAGCAUACUGACAACGUGAUGGCCCAAGAAACUGAGGAAGCAGUUGCCUCGUUACAAGUUGUAUCUGUGGUCGCUCUACCUCCCGUAGGUUCGACGCAAACUGUCGAAACGACGACCCCAGAUCCCAGUCCAUCCCCAUCCCCACUUCCAGAAAUGGUACCAGAUGAAAUAAAAGAGGAAGUGUCUCGCCCCACCACUCCUAAGAUUGGUAGCUUUUCUCAGAAUCAGGUAUUCUCCACGCCUACCAAACAAAAACUUGGAUCGUUCUCACCAACACAUGUGCCGUACUCGACGGCUCCAAUUGAAUUCAAAAACGUUCCUUCUCAGUUUAUACCCACAAGUCCGACAAGACCAUUUUCCCCACCUGUUGAACCGCAGCGAUUACCCAGCGUCCUCGAAGCUGCAAUGAAAGCAGAACCCAAAGUUGAGGUUGAAAGGUUGCCCUCGCCAGCAAACUCGUUAGACGAUGGUACGCCACAAGCAAGGCUAUACCUUGCUAAUACGUCACGCCAAAACCUGGAAACCAUUGUCGAAGCGAUACGCCACUUAGAAGGUGAUCACUUGUUCAGCGAUGAACCAGCACAGGAUGUACCAUUAGCUCUUACAAACAAACCAACUGUGGCACCAGCGACAACGACUAAACGGUUGCUACAUGCAGAAAUGAACAACUUCCUUCAGUUUCAUUCUCAACAGCAAGCCCAGCAACGACCUGGUGUUAUUGUUGUCAAACAUUCGUGAUCGUCCAUCACGCCACGCUCAAAACAUUAAUACCUACGAUCCCAGUACAUUGACUUUACUUAAAAAUUUGCAGAUAACUUCUUCGAUAUUUUGUUGCAAUUUCUUUUCUUUUUUUUAUCAUUUACUCGACUCUUUAAUACGCAAUUUUCAACGGCCUUCUGUUUGUAGUAAAGUUUAUUCUGUUUUUCAACAAAUCAUGUAACAAAGAUUCAAUAGAAAUCUAAUUUCUAUAAUUCCUAAUUUUCGUGUGAAAAGGGCAUUUCAAACAAAAACUUUUCUUACUUUUCGAUAGCGGUAGAUUCGCCAAGCGAAUUGAUAAAUCAUGACUCGUGAACAUGUCUUUAAACUCGCUACAGUAUUGCAAGUAUAUCAUAGAUUUGCGAGUAUGUAGGAUGUGGGUCAAAGUUUAUUAAUUUGAUGACAUAAGAACACCUGAAUUUCCUGACCAAGUUCAAAUAAUUACUAUUAUAUAAGAAUGGUCGCUCAAAGAAUUUCUAGAUUCUUUAAAAAGUGGUCCAAAUACUGCGAUUUGAUGUUUUAUAUACAAUUGUUGAAAAAUGUAAGAUUUUCACGCCUACAUUUUAUACGACUAGGAAACUGGAUUAUAACUGUUAAAUUAUCAUGUGAAUGAGAAACCUGACACAAAAAUUAGUCAAUCUUACAUGAUCUUGAAUUCAGUUUUCACUACCCAUUGAACAAUGUUUAUAUAAAAUGAGACAUCGACGUUAUAAUUGAUGUCAAGUAUUCACUAUCGGUUACACACGGUUGUUUGUUAUGAUCUAAACAAAUCCAUUGCAAAUUUUGAUGUUCAACUAAAGUUGAUGUGCACUAUACGACAUUGAUCUUCAAAAUUCUGCUACUAUACUACAAUCUUCGAAGAUGUUUCUUGAAAAAGUUUAUUCAGACGCAGCAUGUGACCAUUUCCGUUAAUUAUUAUCCUUUCGUUUUUUGUUUUGAUACAUAGAACGUUGAUUAUUGCAAUUACGGAGUCAAAGUAAAUCAUUUUGUAUUUAUUAUCAUUAUAUAUACACCCCUAAAAAAUCGUAUAUAAUCGAACUUUCUUGUAAAUACAUCCGAUUUUUCUAUAUAUUCUACGAAUUAACAAAGAACACUCACCUGUUCUGAAUCUCGCUCGAUGGACAAUUGUUUUUAUGUUUUCACAGAUCGAGUAAGUGUUUUUCUCCAGUAAGGUAGGCUUAAGAUUAACAUUAUUAUAACAAUAAUAUUCCUAAUUCUUAAAAGUACGCUGUAUUAUAAGAUUUACGUUUUUUUACGUUGUUACAGAAAACUGAUGAUAAAAAAUACGUUUCUCAAUGUUUUUAGUCAUUGUUGAAAACCACAAAAAAAAUAAUAAUAAUUAAAAAAAAUCAAAAUAUUCAUACUUAAUAUUUGACACACAUUAAGAUGUAAUAAAAGUAUGUAGUGCAUAUAAACGGUUGCGAUUCGUUUUUCUGGCAUUCAGAUUCGCACCAUGAUGGAAUUUCAUUGAAUUUUGUUUAAUCUGUGCCAAAUAUCGAGUACCGAGACUUUUGUUCCUUUGUAAACAUGUAGCUCUAGAGUUAGAAUGACAGAGUCAGUCAGUGAUUGGAAUCACUGCUAUGAUAUUAAUUCUACCUCGUAACAUGUAGACACAGGUAGGACCACACCUAUCCAGGUAUGUUUUGAGUAUGAUAAACCGAUAAAUGAUUUAUUGUCAAAAAAUAUUCUUGUUCAAAUCAGUUUUUUGAAAUAUCAAUUGGAAAACGGUGUACCACCUUAGUUUCUUACAAACUUUACGCCCUCUGAAAAGGUUCAGAGUAUCCAUAGACUGACUGACUGACCAAUGGGAGCCCUGGUAUGUAAAUUUUUUUUGUUUCGUGUCUCUCUGUUAUGUUACUUUUAUAUUAUUAAUAAUAAUUCAUACCCAAUUAUGAUGGACAUUUGCAGUUAUCAUCAUCAUCAUUAUUACUAUUAUUAUCAUUAUUAUUAUUACUAUUAUUUUCACUUUUAUUAUCAUUAUUAUUAUUAUUUUCUACAAUGGAUAUUGAGUAAUGAACGAUAUGAUCAAUAAUAUUAAGAAUAGUGUAUGAAAAUAAUAUCUACAAUAUGAUAAACAGAACUAAGAAUAAGUAAUCGAGUAACUUUUUAGGAAAGUAGGUCAGUAGGAAUUGUUUAAUUCGUACACGGUGAAAAUCUAAUGAUACUAUCAUCAUUAUGAGCAGAAAGAAUAAUUACAGUUAUAAAAAAAAUGAUUAAUAUUAUGUAUUAAUAUUAAAUGUGACACUACUCUGUAACUGUAUUGUACUGUAUGUAUAUAAAUUAGCAAUGUUGUAUACGUGACACGCGUGAUCCUAGGUACUACGAUACUCUAAGAAGAGUAAUAUAACUAUGUUGUAUUGCAUGAGUUAUUCAAUACGUAGCAUUAGUGGUUACUACAAGUGAAAUAAAAGAAUGGGCCUGACGUGUAUUAGUUUGAUUGCAUUUAACGAGCUUACUCGCGUGAAAAGUGUGUUGUUCCUGAACAGUAUAUUUCGAAACCAUGUUCUCUAGAUGUUUGUCUAGUAUAUCACCGUUCAAAGAACAUCAAGUAUCUUUGCUUGUUGUAAUAAUGAAACCGAGAGAUAUUAUUUUGCUCAUUGUGCAGGUGAGCUUACAUCAUGCAAUCAUUUAAUAACUCGUACAUCUGCAUUGCUCGAUUCAACAUUUGUUGCUCUAUGCUACGUACGGGAAAAACUUGUAAGAUUGUUAAGUCCAAUUACCUGCAUAACAUAAAAUCGGAUUAUUCGCAUUUAUACAGGGUGGUUCCAGGAAAACCGUUUAAAAACCUUACAAGGUUUUCUAUGAAACAGCCAGGGCCUUUUAGGUAAUUUGGAAUAAUAUUAUUCACACGAAAUGUCCUAGGCAGAGUGUGACGAUGAGAUUUUAUUCGAUUUUUCAAGACUACUCUAUGUGGAAUAUUUACAUCAUAAAUAAAUUUAAAUGUUUACAAUUGAAUGAAUCUGGUCUAAAGACUUCAGAGUUUGGAGAUGUAAACUUGCUUUUCAAAAUUAUAAUAACAACUCUUUGGGAAACUUCAAAUUUUCCACAAUUCUUUUAUUACUAGAGACGAAAUAUAUUUCUUAUCGAUAGCUUUCUCAAAAAGAAUGGAAAGUAUUAUAACUUGAAGUUGUCUGACUCUGGCCAGUUUAUAAAUGAUGCCCAAGUCAACCAAAUUUUUUUACUCACUGGGAACUUAAACGAUUCUAUGGAAUGUUCUGUAUAACGAGUAUUCAAGUACACACCGAAUACAUGGGUGAAUACACACAUAUGAUGAAAAACACGCAAAGACCUUCGUGCGUGCUUCUGUAUAUGUCUUUAACAAGAGCACGCAUCUAUAGGCAUACACUAUUCGUACACAAUUUAUAUUUAAAGAUAAUCUGAAAUAACUUUGAGACUUAGUGCGUGCAUGACCACAAUGUUUUUUGUCAUUCUACCACUCACAAGAUUACUUCGAUGUGUAUUCCAAGUGUGCGUAGGCUUAGCAACUAAAUUUCUAGUGAAUGUAUUAGAUUAUUUAUUAAAUUCUAUUCGUUAUAUAAAUUGGAGGGUAAGCAGAUACCAAAUUGCAAUAAUUUUUAAUAAUUAGGCACAGUUUUGAUUCAUGACUUUUCUACAUCUGAAUUAUAUUACUAGAUCAUUUUCGAGUAUUCAGAUUAGCGUAUGCACAUUAGUAUUAUGCAAUCGUACCAACUCUACACCUGCAGCGGGUCAGAUAGGCAUUAACUUCAUCCCACCUAGCAUAUACGUACGGAGAAGACUUCCGGAGUUCAAAAAUGAAUACAAUGCAGGACAUGAUUAAACCAAUAACUUGUCACGAAAUGAAAACAGUAACAUCCUCAGAGAAAAUUUGUAUAGAAACGAGUUACUGAACUCUAAACAUUGAAAUCUAAGUUUCCAGAGUAUGGAAUGCUUUAUUGUUGUAACAAUCUUCAACCCAAUUUAUACUACCAUGGUGGAAAAAUGUGUCGAGUUUGAGAACAAUUGAAAAUAAUAAUUUUCAGGAUUUGAAUUUUUCUCGGAAUUUACAAAUGAGGUUGCUGUUUUUUUAAUUUUCAACAAUGUUGAUAAUUUCCUAUAUUAUACACGCAUUUAUUCAGACUUAUGUUGCCGUUGGCUAAGUGACCAGAAGCAUUGAUACCGGCGCUUCUACUCCGAUAGUCUUUUAAUAGAACCAAGAAGUGAGUGAAUACAUCAAAAUAGCUUCCAACUUUUUUUCAUCUACUAUUUUUCAUAUAUUUUGAUAGAGUCAUCAAACUUAUUCAAUUCUAUUAAUCUUAGCUUUCAAAAAUAGAAUCUAAUUAUUUCAUUAAGGAUUGGAUUAGUGAUAUCCAAUAAAUAUUCAUAUGGAGAUGAGUCGAUUUUAAUAACGUUUUCAUGGCUGAGUAUUUUUAACACAGCUUAAAAUCUUUGCAAAUGAUAUGCCAGCAAUAUAGAGCAAUUCUUUAAAAUUCACAAAAAUUGCAGUGCAUCUGGUAUAGUUGGUAGUAGAUGUGACAUUAAAUCUAAUAGCAUUAUCUCACUUCUUGUUGAACGAAUUAUCAUAGGAUAUGACCUGCAGGGCAUAGCUGGGUAGUAAUCAUUACCAUUAAUCAAUCAUCAUUGAAUUCUCAAAGUAUAUUAGACAAGUGGAUUAGGCUGUGCAGAUUACGAGUGAACGAUUACGAAAUUAACAUUAAGUGUAGAUAAUUUCGAACUUUGUAGCGAUUGGCGACUGACAAGGUGAAUUUCCUUACAAGAGGUGAAAUUUUCCAUCUGAAAUACGGCUCUUUCUACUGAUUCAACAUUUUUGUUGAAAUAUUAUGUCAGUAUCUAAUACCACGUUUACAUCAUGAGAAUACUUUGUUCAUUUGAUGUAAUACUUAAUUGAAAAUUGUAAUUAAGAACACUGUGUUGCAGCAUGCUCGGUAUUAUAUUGUUGUAUCAUGACCUGCAAUAUUCAGUCGCUGAUAGCUAGGAUUUAGUAUAAAUGAUGGAGAGGAAAUGGGUUCCAGUUUGAAAACAGGAACAGAACUGAGUAGUAUUUAAUAUGGGCGAGUUAAGCAUGGAGAAAAGUGAAUAUAUUAUAGUACUGUGAAAAUGUGUAAACUGUUUGAAAAACAUUUUUUUUAUUCUACAAUCAGUGCAGACUAUAGUUGAUAUGAAAAUGAUACCCGGUUACUAAUGUGAAACGUUAGCGGUAGUAGACAGUUUUCUCUUACUUUAGGAUAGGAUGGCAGUUGACAAUUAUUUCCAAUUUUCGAUGUGAUGAUUACUUUUUUUCAAUUGAGAUUACUUGGCAUUUGUAAGAUCCAAUUUUUAUACCAUAUAAAGCAUAGCAUGUACAUCCUACAAAUUUUUAGUAAACUAUGUACUGCAUUUUGAUCCACUUUGAAUCAUCAUUCAAAAUCCAGUAAACAUUAUCGUAAUUGUAGAAAAAGGAAAAUCGGUAAACUAGUGAUCAUUUGCAAAUACAUGACCAAACUUUCAUCCAAACCUGGAGUAAAGAAAAUCAGGCUAUAAUUUAUAUUAUAGCAAUGAACUGGUGUUUGCGGGCAUAUAUAAAGUAAAAUAAAAAGUUCCUCACUCAUACUGCGUUUACAUCGUACGUGUGAAAAUGGUUAAUCGCGAAUACUUUUAAGCCAUGAUUGAUUGUACUUCGUAAACACAGUUACCACAGAACAGACUGCCACUGACUUUGAUUGUAAACGUUUGUAGUUAAUAUACAUAAACAAACAUCUAAUUACGCAAGUUUCCACUACAUGUACAGAAGCUCAUAGUCACUUUAAUAAUGGUAACGUAGGUAUAUCGUUACAUUGCUUUGAAAUUAAUCAAAAUUCGUACCGUACGCAUAGGUAUACAUGCUGAUUACAUGGAUAUUACAUGAAAUAAAUGAAAGACGUAUAGUAGCAACAAUUUUUUUGGUUUUCUGUUCAACACUCAAUUCGUACCCAUUAACCUAUUGAAUAAUUAACUGAAAAGGGUAAUAUCGAGACAGUGCAUGGUAGUUUUGAGUAUAAUCUGGGAGCCACAGUUGUAUCGUGAGAUUAUGUAUAACAAACUGUUCAUGAAUGAUUCAAUUUAACGAUUCGAAAUGCACUCUCUCGAUUCAUGCAACAUGAAUAUGUAUAAAAGAAAAUAAUUAAAAAAAAAAAAAACAUAAAUCUCUGUGAUGUAUUUAUAACUUCAUUAUAUUCUGACGAUUAUUAUUUACUGGUUAAUAUUUACUGAUAUAUUACUAUGAUGAUUAAUAACAUUAACAUAUGAUGUAUUCAUAGUUGUCAUUAUUACUUAAAAUAUUACAUACACAUGUCACGUUAUCUCUUUGCUAUAAUAUCGUCUAUUCCAUGAAGAUUGUGAGAAAAUUUUAAUCUAGGGUAAACCUAGGGUGACUGUCGUAUAUCUACUGACAAUUGUCACCUUUGUCAGUCAUUACAGCAUAAAUAAUUU
Diprion similis is the source of this 8128-nucleotide messenger RNA. It is a transcript of the gene crp, whose product is annotated as helix-loop-helix protein 11. NCBI's taxonomy places the organism in Eukaryota, Metazoa, Arthropoda, Insecta, Hymenoptera, Diprionidae. Gene Ontology annotation, cellular component: nucleus. Gene Ontology annotation, molecular function: DNA-binding transcription factor activity, RNA polymerase II-specific; RNA polymerase II cis-regulatory region sequence-specific DNA binding; protein dimerization activity. The transcript is spliced from 6 exons. The record is from RefSeq and is a predicted model, not a curated record. The coding region runs from base 155 to 1684 and encodes 509 amino acids. Gene Ontology annotation, biological process: regulation of transcription by RNA polymerase II.